Parnassius mnemosyne (clouded apollo) is the source of this 1452-nucleotide messenger RNA. Lineage: Eukaryota; Metazoa; Arthropoda; Insecta; Lepidoptera; Papilionidae. The record is from the annotation of a GenBank genome assembly.
AUGGAGCAUGCAAGACCGCCAACCGAAUUGCCGUCAACCGUCGGCCGGGCUGACGCAUGGAAGCGGUGGAAGGCACAAUUCAACCUUUUUCUUAAAGCAUCGGGGGUGCACAAAGAAGAGGGAAGCAUACAGGCGAGUUUGCUCAUUAAUCUGAUUGGAUCAGAUGGAUUUGAUGUUUAUGAGACUUUUACAUUCGAUUCAGAAGGGCAACGUGAGGACAUCGAAAUAUUGAUGAAAAAAUUUGACGAGUAUUUCGGUGUUCAAUCUAAUAUAACAUUACUGAGAUAUAAUUUUUUUACGAGGUAUCAAGAAACUGGAGAAUCUAUUGAUCAAUAUGUAACAGCGUUAAAGUUACUCAGUAAAAACUGUGAAUUUAAAAAUUUAGAGCAAGAGUUGAUUCGCGACCGUAUUGUGUGCGGCAUAAGGAGCACAAUUGUAAGGGACCGGUUGUUACGGACGGAUGAAUUGACUCUGGAGAAAGCAAUUAAAAUAUGUCAAGCUGAUGAAAUGUCAACAGACAGCAAGCGUGUGAUGGAAACAGGUAGCUUCGGCAGUUCGGCGAGCUGUGGGCCCGUGCGCGUUGAGGCGCUGGCGAUGCGCGGUGGCGAGCGGCGCGGUGGCGGACGCAGCGGCGGGCGCGGCGGCCGGCACGGCGCGCGAGCUGCGCACGGCGGGACCGCGACGUCGCCUUGUCCGCGUUGUGGUGCUCAGUGUACUGAUGUAGAUUCAUGUCCAGCUAUUUCGGUGAAAUGCUAUGUGUGCGGUAACUACGGCCAUUACGCUAGGAUGUGCAAAUGUAAAAAUAGUGUUAAAAAAAUGUAUGAAAUAGAAGUGAAUACAGAAAAAUCUAAUAAUGAUGAUUGUGAGUCGUUUUAUGUAUCUGUGUUAAUGGACAAAACGCAGAACAAAAUCGGCGGCGAUGACUGGUACGAGGUAUUAAGAGGUGAGUGUGGCUUUGAACGUUUUAAGCUGGAUACCGGUGCCGACAUUAUUGUGUUAUGUUAUAAGAGAUUUUUAACGCUAGGGUUUGACACAGAAAUGAUAUGCAAUAAUAAUAAAAUGAAAUUACAGUCGUUUAGCGGGGAUGUUAUUCCGAUAAGAGGAGUUUGUCAUCUUAAAUGGUGGCAUAAAAGUAAAAUGUAUGUUUUAAAAUUCGCAAUAGCAAAUAUUAAUUGUGAAAGUGUGCUGGGUCGACAAGCGUGUUCGGAACUAGGGUUAAUUCAACGGGUUUACGGCAUUAAUUUGGUAGAAAAUUCGGAUCUUUUUGAAGGCUUAGGAUGCUUACCUGGUGAGUACCAUAUAGUUAUUGAUAAAUCAGUUAAACCUGUAGUUUGUGCUCCGCGAAAAGUACCUCUAGGAUUACGUGAUAAAUUAUUAGAAGAAUUAAACAGGAUGACUGACUUAGGAGUCAUUAGAAAGGUCACUCACCCAACACAAUGGGUUAUUCAAUAG